Messenger RNA from Paramecium sonneborni, 1614 nucleotides. NCBI's taxonomy places the organism in Eukaryota, Ciliophora, Oligohymenophorea, Peniculida, Parameciidae. The record is from the annotation of a GenBank genome assembly.
AUGAUUGAUCAAUUUGUCAAAGGGUUGUAAAAAAUUGAUAGAUUUGGGGCUAUAUUUAGACCACCUAUUAUAGAUAUUCACCCUGAAUAUAGAUCGGUUCUAGGUGGAAUUGCAACAUUUAUAUUAUAUGGUUCAAGUCUUGCAUAUUUCUUGUAUCAAAUUAUUUAAUGGUAAUCUAACUAAUUAUUACCUAAAAUUACAUACAUUCAUACUUCUUAUGAUAAGAAAUACUAUAAUAUUAAUGAGAUGUUAUCUUCCUUUUACAUUAGAAAAAAUUACAAACCUGAUUAAAUUGACCCGUUUGAUCCAACAAACAUUAUUUUACAACCUAUUCUUUCUAAAUUUGCUAAUUAAUAACUUGUAGAAUCAUAUUCAUUUUUCUAUAAUUCAAAUUCACAAUAAGAAGACAUUCAUGAAGUUAUAUUAGAAAAUAUAGAACUUAAUCUAAACUUAAACUAAUCCAAAGAUGAUCCAUAAAUUGAAUAUUUAUUAUCAUUUGGUACAUGUAUGGAAAUAUAUUUAUUAGAAGGAUAAAAAUGUGCUAAUUCAACAUUAGUAAAUACUUAUUUGAAUUAAAAAAGUCAUGCUAUAAUAUUAAAUCAUUAUGUUAAAGAAUAUAACUCUAAAAUAAAACAAAUGUAAAAUGUAAAAAAACAAUUCUUAGCAAUCCUCACUAAAAAUACAACCUUAUAUUUUUAAAAUUAAAUUAGAUUAUCUAAAACAUAAAUCGAUAACGGAUUUCUAUUUCCUUCUAAUUCUUAUAAAGAAUUUCCUAUGGAUACUAUAAUUAUUUCUUAAACUACAGUUCCAGAUAGUUUUUAUAAUGUAUUUGGAAGAGCCACUUAUUUAGUUAUGGCAUAUGGUUUAAGUGAAGUUAUUCAAGAAUAAUAUAUAGAAUAUCCUAAAAUAUCUGAAGUAUUAGCUGAUAUUGGUUCAAUUGUUUCUAUUAUCUUAGUAUUGUCUUAUUUAUUUAUUUUUUUAAAUGAACAUAAAUUAGAAAAAGAAUCCAUCUUAAAAGUUAUUUAAAUGUAUUAUCCAGAAUUUUAUAAUAUCAAAUUUAGUCAAAAUUGGUAUGGUAAAAUUGUUGAAGUUAAAUAAAAUGAUUUUAUUAUUGAUAAAGAUGAAUUUAUGUUAUUUUAUAAUAAAAUCUAGAGAAUUGCUGCUAAAAAACUUAGUAUUACUAAUAUAUUGUAUUCAUUAGCAAAAUUAUAAUUUUUACUUUAAUCUACAUACAAUUCUGAUAAAAUUAAAUUAGCUCAUAAAAUUGGAAUUAAACUCAGAUAAUUUCCUAAAUUUUAAUCACCUUAAUUAAUUCAAGAAUAAUUAAAUAUUUAAGAGAUAUCAAGAAAUGAUUCAAAAGAUCACAUUUAAAUACAUAAUGUUUCAAAUGUUAACCUUAAUGAUUAGAAUAAUAAUAAUAAUUAAAAUUCUAUAUUACGUUAAGAAACUAUCAACAAAGAUAAUUCUAAAAGCAUAUUUUUAAAAUUAAAAGAUGAAAGUUAUAUCUUAAGUGAUGAAGAUUUCUAAUUCUUUACUAUUGAUGAACCUAUUGUUAUUGAAAAUGAUAUCUUAAAAUCAGAUUCAUAUUUUGAGAAUAAUUUUAUUGAUCUUUGA